UACCGAUUCCUAUGAUGAACUGAAUUGCGCUGGCGCGUUGUGUGUGCUGUGCUGCCAGCGCCUGGACAACCAAGAAGACGUGUGCGACAAGCAAGAGAGGCUCUGUAGAUAGGGAAAAAGUCGGAAAGCACCCGGUUCCUCGAUAGAGUCUCCCCUCUCUUCAUAUACCCUUCGCACGAUCUUUUGGGCCCUUGCUCAUCCCCAGCACGCCCUUCGACGGGGAGUGCAUGCGUCUCACAUACUGUGCAUGUGUGUGUGACACAGCUGCGAUAAAAUAGCAGACGAAUUGGUGGCCGGGUGAAAAUAAAGUGCUGCUCCGUGCGUCUGUGCGAGUACUUAUUUAGCUGCAGUUUAGCUGAAGCCGUUCACUUUGGAGGUUAGGCAGCCCCCCCUGUAGCAGUAGGAAAAUGAUGUGAUUGACAACUCGUCAUCAUCAUGGCGGCACCCAUGCUCAAGUGGAAACGCAUCACAAACCCGACGGGCCCGCAGCCGAGGCCUCGUCAUGGUCAUCGGGCUGUUGCAAUCAAGGACCUUAUGGUCGUCUUCGGGGGCGGCAAUGAAGGUAUCGUCGACGAACUCCACGUCUAUAACACAGCUACGAAUCAAUGGUUCGUCCCAGCCACGAAGGGAGAUAUACCUCCAGGAUGUGCAGCAUAUGGCUUCGUCGUGGAUGGAACACGAAUUCUCGUAUUUGGAGGCAUGGUAGAGUAUGGAAAAUACUCAAACGAGCUCUACGAGCUUCAAGCCAGCCGCUGGGAAUGGAAAAGAUUAAAGCCCAAGCCGCCAAAGAAUGGUCCAGAACCCUGCCCCCGACUUGGUCACAGUUUUACACUCAUUGGCAACAAAGUCUUUUUGUUUGGAGGUCUUGCGAACGAUAGCGACGAUCCGAAAAACAAUAUACCGCGCUACCUAAACGACUUGUACACCCUGGAGCUUCUACCCAAUGGUAAUAUCGUGUGGGAUAUCCCUGAUACUCAUGGACAUGCGCCACCGCCAAGAGAAUCACAUACUGGUGUAGCAUAUACAGACAAGACUACUGGAAAGUCGUGUCUGGUUAUUUAUGGCGGUAUGAGUGGUUGUCGCUUGGGUGACUUGUGGUUCCUUGAUGUUGAUACCAUGACGUGGAACAAACCAAUUGUACAUGGCCCCACGCCUUUGCCUCGUUCUUUGCAUACAGCUACUCUGAUUGGGCCCAAAAUGUAUGUCUUUGGAGGAUGGGUGCCUCUUGUUGUUGACGACAUGAAGGUCGCAACUCACGAAAAAGAGUGGAAAUGCACAAGUACUCUAGCUUGUCUGAAUUUAGAAAAAUUAGUUUGGGAGCAAUUGCAAGUUGACACACUAGAAGAAAAUGUUCCCAGAGCACGAGCUGGUCAUUGUGCUGUUGGUAUUCAUAGCCGGCUAUACGUAUGGUCUGGUCGAGAUGGCUAUCGCAAGGCAUGGAACAACCAGGUAUGCUGCAAAGACUUAUGGUAUUUGGAAGUCUGCAAGCCACCUGCACCAUCUCGAGUUCAGCUCAUUAAAGCAGGCACUCAGUCCUUAGAAAUCAGCUGGCAACCUACUCCAUCUGCUCAAUACUACAUCCUUCAAAUUCAGAAGUUUGAUUUGUCAACGAGCAGUGGCAGCGCUACUCCGACGACGCCUUCUUCCACAUUCACAAAUGCUGCGACCUCUGCUGGUACACCAGCUCUUCCAAGUUCCACGACUGGCACGAAUCUCGUAACGUCUGCACCCACAAGCGUGACUCCCGCUCUUGCUGCCGCACCUUUGUCAUCGAUACCAAUAAAACCAGUGGCUGCUCAGACCUCAAGUGUGACGCCUACACCGAUUCGAAUACAGGGCGCUGCGCAAAAAAUCAUCGCCUCGCCUGUUUCUGCCACAGCUGCUACUGCAAUUGCUGCAUCUCCGAUAAAACCAGUGGUAUCAGGCAGUCCUGUGAUGGCACGAGCUACCAACAUCAUUCGCAUCCAACAGCCUAAUACCGCCACACUGAUUCAAUCUGCAACUACAACUACAACCACAACAACGGUUUCUGCUGCAGGCACAGCCACCGUCACAACUACGAGUGCUACUCAACAGCAACAGGGUGCUGGUUUGGCUACACUCGCAGCAGCUGCUAUGACUCACAAGAUUAGUCUUAAUAACGUGCCAAUGGUGCCAAUUCAAGGCACAACGACGACCGCCCCUAUCAGAAUGAAAGGCGUUCAGCCAGGUCAACACAUUCGUUUUACGUCUCCUGGUUCUGCAACUGCCACUGUCUUGAGAGCAUCUUCGCCUCAACAGGGUAAACAGAUUAUUCUUCAAAAGGCUGGACAAACCGUUGCUGGUCAACCGCAGAUAGUACAUCUUGUUAAGACUAAUCACGGUCAAAUGGUAGCCAUGCCGAAAAUGAGUAUCAUUCCUGGCAAGACAAUUCCCACUUCUUCAGGCAAGUCUGGCAAUCAACCUACGAUUCUCCGACUUGUCAGUCCCAACGCCGUCGCAGGCUCUAAGCUUAUCAAGUCGAAUUUGGUUACUAUGGGUAAAGGCCAAACAAUCACUACAGGCAAACAGAUUAUGAUAACGAAACCUGGUGGUAAUGGUGGCAAUCUCGUCGCUCGCCCCAAUCAAAUCAUUGUCGUGACGUCUGGUUCUGCCCUUCGAACUGUUCAAGCCGUGACAACGAGCCAAGCUGGCGCUGGACAAGGUGCCAAUAUCGUCAACCCUGUCAAUAUGUUGCCACUUUCCGCCACCAACCAUGUGACUAACCAACAAGGUGUCAAAAUGAUUGUUGUGUCUAGUUCUCUUACCGGAGGCACUGCUGGCAAGCCAAUUACAAUAACUAUGCCUGGUCAAGGUGGCAAAACUGUGACUAUUGCUAAAGCUGGCACACCAGGAACUAUCAUACACAAAAAUCAGCUGAUAGCCAUGCCGCAGUUACAGAAAAAUGCUGAAGGUGUUGGCAAACCAGUGACGUUGCAAGUCCAAGGUAGCGGUAAAACCGUGACUCUCGUACCUACUGGUAGCUCCAUCGUCGGUAGUACGGCUGCCAAUGUUUCCGAAACUAUUGAUGCGAGCAAAAUGUUGAUUAUGUCUUCACCCCAAAAACCUUCUGCGACUUUGUCAAUGACAUCUGAUGGACCUGCAACUACCGAUGCAGCAUUAGCAGCUCUCGCUGCCGAAGCUGGUCUCAUCGAUCCUGUGCAGGAAUCUUCGGGUGGACUAUCUUUUAUGAUGGACAAUUCGGUAUUGCAUGCAGGUGACGGCCAAGAUGGAAAAUCCCAAGAGAGCUGCAAUGGCAAUGAAGCAUCAGCCAGUGCCACAGUGAAUGCGGGUCUUGGAGAACCGAUGCAAGUCGAUGGAGAAGGCAACAUCGUUAUCCCUCAGGUAGAUGGGCCAGGAGAUAUGAUUUUCUCUGAAGAUGAGAGUGAAGCUGUUGCAGCAGUCGAAGAAGAAGAACCCCCGUCGGCACAACAAGAAGAUGAUCAGCAACCAGUGGCCGAUUCCGUCCCACAGGUAGACAUGGUGGAGGAUGUUGAUCAGGGUAUUGCGGCCAUUACAGGAGAUAUCGCUGAUUCGUCUGAAAAUGAAGCUGCGCUCUUGGAAAGGAGUCCAUCUGCUGAAUCAAUGAACGUUGAGGCUAUUCUGUCUGGUAAUGAUAUUGGAGAGCAGCCAGAAAACUCGACUGCAUCUGAAAAAGAUAUGUCAUCCACAAGCAUGGAUGAAAGUAAAGAGACGGUAGAGGCGUCAGCUGAAAGUACGAUGCAGUUGGAUGAAGAUAAAGCAAUAGCAGAAGCAGAUCAGUCAGAACAAUCAAAACCCGUGGAAGAAUCUGCUGAUACGCAAAAAGAAGAAAUAAAUCAGAAAGAAGCCGAAGCAAAUCAAACUGACAAAGAAACUGAGGCUGAGGCUAAGGCUGAAGCUGAGACUGAAGCUGAAGCUGCGACUGAAGCUGAAGCCAAGUCUGAAGCUGAGACUGGAGUUGGGGCUGAAGCCGAGGCUGAAGCUAAAACUGAGUCUAAAAAUAAUGCUGAGUCUGAGUCUGAAGCUGAGGCCGAAGCUCAGGAUGACAGUGAGAAGAUGGCAGUUGAUCAAACUUCAAGCACUGAAAGUGCGCUACCUCAAGAAUCAAGCGAGGCUCAAAGCGAACCGACUCCCAGUGAGCAGCCAGUUGAAAAAAUAUUAGAUGAAUCGAAUACAGCCGAGAGUGAAGCUCAGCCUACUCAAUCAUCAGAAGCAGAAGAAGCACAAGGAUCGAACCAAAAAGCUGAGGCUGCAUCUGCAGAGAAUACCGUUAAAAAAAAAGAUGAAAGUGAACCUAUGUGUAUUGAUUCGUCCGAGGCAACACCAACGUCCACAUCAUCAGUUACAGAGCCAUUAUCAGCACCUCUGGCUCCGGAACGUGAGUCUGAGUCGAUUUCAGCAUCAGAACCUUCAUCGGCUGAAGAGCCUCUAGCUGCAGACUCAACCCCUGCGACAACGCAUGUCCCAUCUAAAGUACCUACAAGUCCAAAGCACAUCUUGCAAUCCGAUGAUCCUAUGGAUGGAUCCCAAGAGCCUGAACCUAGUGUGUCUACUCCGUCUACUCCCGUAAAUGCAAAGACCAAUAUUACCUUAAAAAAAGAACCUGAAGUUUCCUCUAAAAUGGAAUCCAAGCCUGUAGUUCAAACGAAUUCUGAAAAUAAAUCCAUAACACCUGCAGUUAAAGUUAAGCAGGAAAAACUCGAUGAUACAACUAGCCUAGAUAUGGCAUUGGCUACCUUAGCAACAGCUGCGUUAGGAUCUUCAGAAACUGCACAGCCUGCACAACCUUUACCUGUCUUAAAACAAGAGUCGCAAACUAAUAACAUUAGUAACGAAGAAAAAUCUAAAGAAGAAGAAAAAAAGACCAACGAAUGGUAUAAUGUAGGGGUAAUAAAAAGUCACAGUUGUUUAGUGCAACACUAUUAUCUUCUAGGAGAUCAGCCAAUAGAUUUGGCACAAGGGCUUUCUACCGAUUUAUUCAAGGGAAAAACAAAAGUAGUUUUGGAACCCGGAACUGCUUACAAAUUUAGAGUGGCUGCGGUUAAUAGCUGUGGUCAGAGCCCUUGGAGCGAAGUUUCAGCCUUCAAGACUUGCCUUCCUGGAUUCCCUGGUGCUCCAAGUGCUAUAAAAAUUUUGAAAUCAUCGGAAGGUGCUCAGCUGUCUUGGGAACCGCCGUCCACCAAUGCAGGCCCCAUUAUAGAGUAUUCGGUAUAUUUAAUAGUGCGAAGUGCUAGUGCCAUGUCGGAUAACUCGGGAGAAGUGACUUCAACAACGCCAGCGCAGCCGUCAUUUAUUAGGGUUUAUUGUGGUCCGGCUGCCGCGUGUACCGUAUCUAAUAAGUCUCUGAGUGCCGCUCACGUUGAUACCACGACUAAACCAGCUAUAAUCUUCAGAAUAGCAGCGCGCAAUGAAAAAGGAUAUGGGCCAGCGACACAAGUGAGGUGGUUACAAGAUCCAACAACAGGUGUCAAAAGUAAUAUGCAAGUAAAGAGGCCAGUGGCAGAUACUCGAUCACAUGCAAAUUCGCCUCAAAAAAAAGUGAAAUCAGACACGACGAACGAUAAUUUUUCGUGAACAAGUAACGUAACGUGAGAAAAGAGCGUUAUACACAAUUGAAAUUUGUUCUGCUGAUAUGCAACCCGACAACAAGAAUGACUGUGUUGAUCGUAUGAUUGAAAUAUCAAGGAGAUUAAACAGUUAUGCGAAAGCGACAAGCCCGGGAUGAAUGUAAAAAAGUUUAGAUGCCCUCUAAGAGCUAAUUCAAAAGAGACACAAAUUAUUUUUAAUGUCUUGAAGCUAAAAACUUGGUGUAAAUAGAUCAAAAAGAAAUGUUAUAAAUAAAUAUAAACCUUAAAUUUAUGCUCAAGCUAUUUGAGCUUCGAGUCAUUAGAAAAUUACUAUAUUUCAAGCUUUUUAGUAACAAUUUGUCUCCUAUUUUUAACAGGAAAAACUAUUUGUGUCUCUCAAUCAUCCCACAAUCAUUAUCUUUAAUAAUAUAAAAAGGCGCACUGAGCAUUUAAGUGUAAUAAGGAGCAAUCGUUAAAAAAGCUAAUAAAAACAACGUCAUGAUUUCGUGUUAAAUUUGCAAAGAAAAUUUUGUCUAUCUAAUCAUGUUCAAGAAAAUAAGUUUCUUGAACCUCGAAAUAUCUUGUGAGGUCCGUAUACUUUAUCCACAUCACCUUAUAAAGUUACUUUUUUAUGUAUAUGAAAUAAGUAUAUGAAUAAAUAUAUUAGAAAUUUUUAAAUUAUACAACAUUGAUUGUAAAUUCAAACUCAAACUAUUGACACUUGAGUGAUUUGACGUAAAAGAUACAAAAUAGGUUCAGAUAGUUGCGAAUUAUAAACUGUUCAGUAAAUUUUAUUCAUUACAUUAUUCAUCCAAGGAAACAUAAUACUGACAAAGUAAAGCGACAGAUAUCAUUGAUUAAAUGAAUGAAAUAAAAUUUAUAAAAAAGCAAUCCCAUUGCAUGUGUACAUAAAAUUUAAUCUAUCAUGGAAAAAAU
Molecule: messenger RNA, 6503 nt
Organism: Copidosoma floridanum
Lineage: Eukaryota; Metazoa; Arthropoda; Insecta; Hymenoptera; Encyrtidae
Gene: Hcf
Product: Host cell factor
Biological process (GO): chromatin remodeling; regulation of DNA-templated transcription
Cellular component (GO): histone methyltransferase complex
Molecular function (GO): protein binding; transcription coactivator activity
Source: RefSeq, a predicted model, not a curated record